Messenger RNA from Hyla sarda, 933 nucleotides. Its product is annotated as taste receptor type 2 member 39-like. Gene Ontology annotation, cellular component: membrane. The transcript has a single exon. Gene Ontology annotation, biological process: G protein-coupled receptor signaling pathway; sensory perception of taste; detection of chemical stimulus involved in sensory perception of bitter taste. The record is from RefSeq and is a predicted model, not a curated record. The coding region runs from base 1 to 933 and encodes 310 amino acids. Lineage: Eukaryota; Metazoa; Chordata; Amphibia; Anura; Hylidae. Gene Ontology annotation, molecular function: bitter taste receptor activity; G protein-coupled receptor activity.
AUGGUCAACCUCGUGGCUAUGGAACCUGGCAGCCCUGGGAUUGUGAUUGGUCUUUUCAUUUUAGCAUCUGAGGCUUUUGUUGCAGUUUUCACCAUUAUUUUCAUCACCUCUAUAAUCUUAUGGGAUUUUUAUAAAAAGAGAAGGUUGGACAGUAAGGAUGAGAUCCAGCUGGCUAUGAACGUGUCCUGCUUUAUUUUCACCAUUGUGUUGGCUUACAGUGAAUUCUCUAGGAUCCUGCAACCAGACGUUACCAAAAUGUCUCAUCCAAGUCCUUUAUUAACCGUGGUCUCUGUGUACUUCAUGUGCUCGUGUUCAUGGCUCACUGCCUCCUACUGCUUCUUUAAUUUCAUUAAGAUUGUAAACUUCCAAUGGCCCUUCAUUCAUAGGGUGCGGGUGAGGAUCGGCUCUGUUGUCCCCUGGCAGAUUGUGGUAGUGGAGGUGAUGUCCCUGUGUGUCAGUCUAUUACAUUUACUCCCCUAUAGAAAGGGACAUGUUUCUUACACAAACAGCUCCCAUAUCUCAUCAGAACUAAUGGUUGUAGAUGACUAUAUGUCGAUAUUCCUAAUAAUUCUCAUCUGUUCACCACUUGUCCUGUCUACAAUCACCCUCAUCCCAACAGCCGCCUUCCUGAGGUGCCAUAUGAAGAAGAUGAAGGACACAAAAACAUCUGGAGAAGUCCUUAUGUAUGAGCGCGUGGCUUGGAAAAUGUUGUUUUUCCUAUUACUCUAUUUGAUGUAUUUCCUGAUGGUGAUCCUUUACUAUUUUUCCAUUUUUGCCCGUUAUAUUAUCGGCUACUGGAUCAACCUUAUAUUGAUCUUCUCCUUUAUCCCAGCAGUAAAUGUUGUACAAAUUCUUGGGACACCUCAUCUGAGGACGAUCUGGAAGGACAUGAUAAGUUAUUUCACUCCCCAUAGAGAACCUGAUACCCGGUAA